Odocoileus virginianus texanus is the source of this 8574-nucleotide messenger RNA. Lineage: Eukaryota; Metazoa; Chordata; Mammalia; Artiodactyla; Cervidae. The record is from RefSeq and is a predicted model, not a curated record.
GAGGCUUGCUCUGCUUUCUUUGUCUCUCAAGCCUGAACAAGACAAGACUACUUCCAUUUAAUUUCCCUCACAAGCCAACAGCAGGCCCCUCCCCGGGUCUACUCUCCAAAUCCCACGUUCCAGCACCCAGCAUCCAUGCGCACUGGCAAACACCUGUCUCAGGCUGGGGCGUGCAGGACCGUGGCCCAGACCAUCUAUGUAGGUCUCACUCUGUCCUGUCUGUGACAGACCAGUUAUUGGACUACCCUCUGAACCCCCAAGGCUCUCCUCUGCUUCAGCUCAUCUCCCUGCUGGUAAGAGGCCCUCCCCAGACGCAGGGGCCUUUUCAUGCCUUCGGCUCCCCACGAGGGUGCAGGUGUAAUCCUGCUUCCUCUCCUCUGCCUUUGCCUUCUCCCUUUCACCCUACCCAUCACGUGGGGGUCUCUCUGGUCCUUUUAGGUGCCCACGGUCCUCUGUUAGUGUUCGGCAGGUGCUCUGUGGUAACUGCUUCACGUGUAGAUGUCUCCUUGAUACAUUUGUGGGGAGAGAGAAACUCCAUGUCCUCGUACUCCUCCACCAUCUUGGAAAAAUCCCAUCUCCCUUUUAAGAAAAGUAUUCUUUUAAUUUUUUCCUGGAAUCUUAUAUUCAGGUAGGAAAUGUUGGUGGGCACUAUUAAUAUCAUGUUUUGAUGUUGAAAUAAGGAGAGAUGUUACUAGACAGUUAGUAUCACUUCACUGGUUUCCACCUCUGAUGGCCCUUUGAUCAACCCCAUUGCCUUCUGGAACAGGCCUAUAGAGGUUUUAAGAGUAGGAGGCUGUGUUGUUACUUUUCUGCAAGAUGGAUCUAUGUGGCUAAGCUUCUGAGUAGCUGAAUCUUAGCUAUGAAGAUGCAAAAACUCUCACAUCUGAUUGAUGUCAGUUUCUAAAUCCACAUAACCACUUGUGAUAACAACAUGAAGAUGACAGCAGGCCAGUGGUUGUUGAGUACUUACUCCAUAUGCUGGGCCCUAUGCUAGUAAGGACUUUGUAAACAUUUUUUCAUUUAAUCCACAAAAAGCCUCUGUGAGCAUCCUAAUUCCCAUCUUAUUUAUGUGGAAGCUCAGAGAAUGUAACUUGCCUGAGAUCACACUGUGAGUUAUCACAUCAGAUCCAAGACACAAAGGUCCAUGGGUCUCUCAGAUCCUGAAACUUAUUCAUUACAUUAGAUCUGGAUUCAGAAAGCAUCCUUUGGUGUAGAAUUUGGGGAAAUCUCAGUUCUUUGGACUUUUUCUCUAUAAUAAACUCUGUCAUUUGAUUUACAGGCAAGAACUGUCAGACCAUAUUGGCUCCCUGUUCCCCAAACCCUUGUGAGAAUGCUGGUAUUUGCAAAGAGGCACCAAAUUUUGAGAGUUACACCUGCCUGUGUGCUCCUGGCUGGCAAGGUCAGCGAUGUACCAUCGACAUUGAUGAGUGUGUCUCCAAGCCCUGCAUGAACCAUGGUCUCUGCCAUAACACCCAGGGCAGCUAUAUGUGCGAAUGUCCGCCAGGCUUCAGUGGCAUGGACUGUGAGGAGGACAUUGAUGACUGCCUUGCCAAUCCUUGCCAGAAUGGAGGUUCCUGUGUAGAUGGAGUGAAUACUUUCUCCUGCCUGUGCCUUCCGGGCUUCACUGGGGAUAAGUGUCAGACAGACAUGAAUGAGUGUCUGAGUGAGCCCUGUAAGAACGGAGGGACCUGCUCUGACUAUGUCAACAGUUACACCUGCAAGUGCCCGGCGGGCUUUGGCGGAGUCCACUGUGAGGACGACAUCGACGAGUGCACCGAGAGCUCCUGUUUCAAUGGUGGCACGUGUAUCGAUGGGAUUAACUCAUUCUCUUGCUUGUGCCCUGUGGGCUUCACCGGUUCCUUCUGCCUCCAUGAGAUCAAUGAAUGCAACUCUCAUCCAUGCCUGAAUGAAGGAGUAUGUGUUGAUGGCCUGGGUACCUACCGCUGCAUCUGCCCAUUGGGCUACACUGGAAAAAACUGUCAGACCCUGGUGAACCUCUGUAGUCGGUCUCCCUGUAAAAACAAAGGCACCUGCAUUCAGGAUAAAGCAGAGUCACGGUGUCUGUGUCCGUCUGGGUGGGCUGGCGCUUACUGCGAUGUGCCCAGCGUCUCCUGUGAGGUGGCGGCCUCCCACAGAGGGGUGCCCGUUGACCGCUUGUGCCAGCACUCAGGCGUCUGCAUCAGUGCGGGCAACUCGCAUCACUGCCAGUGCCCCCUGGGCUACACCGGAAGCUACUGUGAGGACCAGCUUGAUGAGUGCUCGUCCAAUCCCUGCCAGCACGGCGCCACCUGCCGGGACUUCAUUGGUGGAUACAGAUGUGAGUGUGUCCCUGGAUAUCAGGGUGUCAACUGCGAGUAUGAAGUGGAUGAGUGCCAGAACCAGCCAUGCCAGAAUGGAGGCACCUGUAUUGACCUUGUGAACCACUUCAAGUGCUCCUGCCCACCAGGCACUCGGGGCCUGCUUUGUGAAGAGAACAUUGACGACUGUGCCAGGGGCCCCCACUGCCUUAAUGGUGGCCAGUGUGUAGACAGGAUUGGGGGCUACAGUUGUCGCUGCUUGCCAGGCUUUGCUGGAGAGCGCUGUGAGGGGGACAUCAACGAGUGCCUGUCCAACCCCUGCAGCUCUGAGGGCAGCCUGGACUGCAUACAGCUCACCAACGACUACCUGUGCGUCUGCCGCAGCACCUUCACUGGUCGUCACUGUGAAACGUUCGUCGACGUGUGUCCCCAGAUGCCUUGCCUGAAUGGAGGCACUUGCGCUGUGGCCAGCAACAUGCCUGAUGGUUUCAUCUGCCGUUGUCCCCCGGGCUUCUCUGGGGUGCGGUGCCAGAGCAGCUGCGGACAGGUGAAGUGCAGAAGAGGGGAGCAGUGUGUGCACACAGCCUCGGGCCCCCGCUGCUUCUGCCCCAACCCCCAGGACUGUGACUCGGGCUGCGCCAGUAGCCCCUGCCAGCAUGGGGGGAGCUGCUACCCUCAGCGCCAGCCUCCGUACUACUCGUGCCAGUGUGCCCCGCCGUUCUGGGGCAGCCACUGUGAACUCUACACCGCCCCCACCAGCACCCCUCCCGCCACCUGUCUGAGCCAGUAUUGUGCCGACAAAGCUCGGGACGGCAUCUGCGAUGACGUGUGCAACAGCCAUGCCUGCCAGUGGGAUGGGGGGGACUGUUCCCUCACCAUGGAGGACCCCUGGGCCAACUGCUCCUCCCCGCUGCCCUGCUGGGAGUACAUCAACAACCAGUGCGACGAGCUGUGCAACACGGCCGAGUGCCUGUUUGACAACUUUGAAUGCCAGAAGAGUAGCAAGACGUGCAAAUAUGACAAAUACUGUGCAGACCACUACGAAGACAACCAUUGUGACCAGGGUUGCAACAGCGAGGAGUGUGGCUGGGAUGGGCUGGACUGUGCUGCUGACCGGCCGGAAAACCUGGCAGAGGGCACCCUGGUCAUCGUGGUGCUGAUGCCACCAGAACAACUGCUCCAGGAUGCCCGCAGAUUCCUGCGGGCACUGGGCACCCUGCUCCACACCAACCUCCGCAUCAAACGGGACGCCCAGGGGGAGCUCAUGGUCUACCCCUAUUAUGGUGGGAAGUCAGCUGCCAUGAAGAAGCAGAGAUUGACACGCAGGUCCCUUCCUGGAGAUCAAGAACCGGAAGUGGCUGGCUCUCAGGUAUUUCUGGAGAUUGACAACCGCCAGUGUGUUCAAGACUCAGACCAGUGCUUUAAGAACACAGAUGCAGCGGCAGCUCUUCUGGCUUCCCACGCCAUCCAGGGGACCCUGUCGUACCCACUUGUGUCUGUCGUCAGUGAAUCUCUGAUCCCGAAACCCACUCAGCUUCUCUACCUGCUUGCCGUUGCCGUCGUCAUCAUCUUGUUUAUCAUCCUGCUGGGCGUUAUCAUGGCAAAGCGAAAACGCAAGCACGGCUCCCUCUGGCUGCCUGAAGGCUUCACCCUUCGCCGCGACUCCAGCAACCACAAGCGUCGUGAGCCGGUGGGCCAGGAUGCUGUGGGCCUCAAAAAUCUCUCAGUGCAAGUCUCAGAGGCUAACCUAAUUGGUUCUGGAACAAGUGAACACUGGGUUGACGAUGAAGGGCCCCAGCCUAAGAAAGCCAAGGCUGAAGAUGAGGCUUUGCUCUCAGAAGAAGAUGACCCCAUCGAUCGGCGUCCAUGGACACAGCAGCACCUGGAAGCUGCAGACAUCCGUAGGACACCAUCGCUGGCUCUCACCCCUCCACAGGCAGAGCAGGAGGUGGAUGUGCUGGAUGUGAAUGUCCGCGGUCCAGAUGGGUGCACCCCACUGAUGCUGGCUUCUCUCCGAGGAGGCAGCUCAGACAUGAGUGAUGAAGAUGAAGAUGCAGAGGACUCUUCUGCCAACAUCAUCACGGACUUAGUGUACCAGGGUGCCAGCCUUCAAGCACAGACAGACCGGACGGGUGAGAUGGCCCUGCAUCUCGCAGCCCGGUACUCAAGGGCAGAUGCUGCCAAGCGUCUCCUGGAUGCAGGUGCAGAUGCCAAUGCCCAGGACAACAUGGGCCGCUGCCCUCUCCACGCCGCAGUGGCCGCGGACGCCCAAGGGGUCUUCCAGAUUCUGAUCCGCAACCGAGUAACUGAUCUAGAUGCCAGGAUGAAUGAUGGCACUACACCCCUGAUCCUGGCUGCCCGCCUGGCUGUGGAGGGAAUGGUGGCAGAACUAAUCAACUGCCAAGCAGAUGUGAAUGCAGUGGAUGACCAUGGAAAAUCUGCCCUCCACUGGGCAGCUGCUGUGAAUAAUGUGGAGGCAACCCUUUUGCUGUUGAAAAAUGGGGCCAACCGGGACAUGCAGGACAACAAGGAGGAGACACCCCUGUUUCUUGCUGCCCGGGAGGGGAGCUAUGAAGCAGCCAAGAUCCUGUUAGACCAUUUUGCCAAUCGGGACAUCACAGACCACAUGGAUCGUCUUCCCCGGGACGUGGCCCGGGACCGCAUGCACCACGACAUCGUGCGCCUGCUGGACGAGUACAACGUGACCCCCAGCCCUCCCGGCACAGUGCUGACUUCUGCGCUCUCACCCGUCAUCUGUGGGCCCAACAGACCUUUUCUCAGUCUGAAGCAUACCCCAAUGGGCAAGAAGUCUAGACGGCCUAAUACCAAGAGUGCCGUGCCCACUAGCCUCCCUAACCUUGCCAAGGAGGCCAAGGAUGCCAAGGGGAACAGGAGGAAGAAGUCUCUGAGUGACAAGGGCCAGCUGUCCGAGAGCUCAGUGACUCUGUCCCCCGUCGAUUCCCUAGAAUCUCCUCACACAUAUGUUUCUGACACCACCUCCUCUCCAAUGAUCACAUCUCCCGGAAUCUUACAGGCCUCCCCCAACCCCAUGCUGGCCACUGCCACCCCCGCUGCCCCAGUCCAUGCACAGCAUGCACUGUCUUUCUCUAACCUUCAUGAGAUGCAGCCCUUGGCUCAUGGGGCCAACACUGUGCUUCCCUCGGUGAGCCAGCUGCUGUCCCACCACCACAUUGUGCCCCCAGGCAGCAGCACUGCAGGGAGCUUGGGUAGGCUACAUCCAGUCACUGUCCCGGCCGACUGGAUGAACCGCGUGGAGAUGAAUGAGAGCCAGUACAACGAGAUGUUCGGUAUGGUCCUGGCUCCAGCUGAGGGCACCCAUCCUGGCAUAGCUCCCCAGAGCAGGCCGCCCGAAGGGAAGCAUUUAACCACCCCUCGAGAGCCCUUGCCCCCCAUUGUGACUUUCCAGCUCAUCCCCAAAGGCAGCAUUGCCCAACCAACUGGGGCUGCCCAGCCUCCGUCCAACUGCCCUCCAGCCGUUGCAGGCACCCUGCCCACCAUGUAUCAGAUUCCAGAAAUGGCUCGCUUACCCAGUAUGGCUUUUCCCACUGCCAUGAUGCCCCAGCAGGACGGGCAGGUUGCUCAGACCAUUCUCCCAGCCUAUCACCCCUUCCCAGCCUCCGUGGGCAAGUAUCCCACACCCCCGUCACAGCAUAGCUAUGUUUCCUCCAAUGCUGCUGAGAGAACGCCCAGUCACAGUGGUCACCUCCAGGGUGAGCAUCCCUACCUGACACCGUCCCCAGAGUCUCCUGACCAGUGGUCAAGUUCAUCACCCCACUCUGCUUCUGACUGGUCAGAUGUAACCACCAGCCCCACUCCUGGGGGCGCUGGAGGAGGUCAACGGGGACCUGGGACACACAUGUCUGAGCCACCACGCAGCAACAUGCAGGUCUAUGCAUGAAAGAGUCUGCCUCCAGCCUAGACACAGAACUCCUCUUGUAAAUGCUGCUGAGGAACAAAUGAAGGUCAUCCGGGAAAGAAAUGAAGAAAUCUCUGGAACCAGCUUCUGAAGGCAGGAGAGAGGAGAGGCUGUUAUCUUGUAGAUAAUAUGAAGAAGCGAGUUCAUUAGCUUCACUGUGCAUCUGUGGGGUUUGGGGAACAUGGAAGGGACAAGGCUCCUUGUAAUCUCUUGCCCGUCAAGUCCCCAAGUUCACAGAACUGCAAGAUGAAUACAAGACUUGGGACCGCAUUUCCUCUCUUCAAUACAGAGAAUAAGAUGGAUGCCUGUUGUAGACAUUCUUGCAGCCUGGAGUGCAUUUUUCAGCCUUGGGGGCUUCUGCCAUAUCCAUGAGAAGAUUCUGCAAUAGAUUCCUACGGGGAAUUGUGCCCUGGAAUUCUUCCAGAUGUGACCUGUCUCCUAUUCUUAUCCUUGGAAAAUUCUUUUGACUUCAUUUGGUGCUUUAAUUGUGCACCUCUCUGUGGCUGGAACCCCACCUGCAUGUUCCAGAGCAGGACCUUUGUGCUUUGAAUCAUGCCUGCUCUGGAGGCACCUGCAGCCUCCCCUUUCCCUCCUGUUUUCCCAGUGUCCCUAGGAGCCUCAUGGGGUUUACCUUUAUGGUCCCAGCAGAAACCUUUCAAGUAUGUUUCUUUAGAAAAUGGACAUAGUCCUUUCUCCUACAUAUCAUUCUUUAAAAGAAGGGGAGCAAAAUAUUUUUCUUUGAACCCAUUUAGGGGACCAGGACCCCCUUCAAGAAGCUGCGCCUAAAUUCUCUUGCCUACAUUCUGGUUCCUACAAACCUUACCAGGAAGAAAAGUAAGGAUCUUCUUUUUUUUCCAUUUGUCUGCCUAGUAAGUGUGAAGGUUUAUCCUUGGCAGUGUAGCUAAUAUGACCCCUUUAAAAAAACAAAACCCAAACAGACCAAGGUUUAGAAUGUUGGAAUGACCAAGAGAGCCAAGAGAUAAGCUGACUCAUUCAAGAAGUGAUUACCCACUAACCGGUCCCUGCCAAGCAUUCUGUUGACUGCCAACAUCAAACACGUUGUUACAGGCCUUAGAACCCUUGGCCUGCUUCACUCACACAUCCAGCAGAUGAAGACUGUUGUAAUUGUUGAGCCUUCAAACGACAUUCCCUUGCCAUUUAGAACUGAACUUUCGUCUGCUGAAGGGCCUCCUCCUCAACCCCUUUGACAGUCAUCUUCCCCUAGUCAGGUGGUCACAAUCUCUACUUCCUGACAUUCCUUCUGAUCCCAGGCCCCUUCACCUAUCUUCCUGCCACACUUUGUGGUCUGAUUACUGGUGCACCCAGUAACACCUGGGUUUUCUGUGUUCAAGUGUGGGAAAUAGAAUCCUGGCCUAGUUUCUGUGGCCAAAGCCAGUCUUACAAGAAGGUUGGAAAGGGAGGAAUUAUGAGGUAGCCUUUGCUAUUUUCUGCUCCCAGUUCCUUUUCUUUCAGGCGGUCAUGAAAUUUCCCACUAGGCAAGUAACAUAGACACUUAUCAGGGAUAUUUUCCUCUCAUAGAGUCACCUUCUAGAUGAUAAUGGGCAAAAAUAGACUUACUGUCUUGUCAUCUUAAUGUUCAGAGUGUGAUUGCAUCUCACCCAAGUCUGCUUCCUGUAUUUUUGGUCUUGGCAACUUUUUUGACCCUCUGUCAAGGACAUGCAUUCUAUCCAACACUAGAAAGAGGAGAAAAGUAGUUUUAAUUCCUCUUCUCCCUGAGUUAGCUAACAACUGGUUCUGUCUCCACACUGUCACUUUUGCCCGGUGCUAUGAUAUCAUGACAAUGGAAAAUUAGUUCUUCUGGGGGCAUUUUGUAGAUAUUAAUAGGUGGUCUGCCCACUCUGUGUUGGCUUCAAUGAUAGUUUUCCUUACUGCCUUGCCUGAGAGUGUUCAUCAGUUCUUCCCAUUUACCAGAUUUAUCUGUCCAUGGCUUCAUAUGGAAACCCUAUGUGUCUUUUAGCAUGGAAGUCUACAAAGAGUUUUUCUAGUCCUGCCCAAGUUCACUGAACUAAAAAUAUAAUUCAUUUUCCCCUGAUAUAAGCAGAUUAUUUUUUCACUCUGUAUUUUAUUCUCUCACGUGGCAACUCUACCAACCCCUUUCAUAGGGUGAAGCAUUUUAUCAUUCUGAAUGGUGAUUCUUUAUCCUUGGACCUAUUCGUUGAUUCACAGAUGGGGAGGACCCGUCUCCAUGGACCACUAUGGACCUCACCACAUCUACACUUCUCUGUCAUCCCAUUCUGGCCCCCCUUCUUCAGAGUGUCAGCUCUGAUCCAGCAGCUUGAUCCCUCAUAGCUUCCUCCGUCUGUAAGCACACUGUGGGCC